AUGAGCACAAUAACCACAAGCACGAGCAUGAGCAUGAUAAACACGAGCAUGAGCAUGAGCACGGACACGGGAACCAUGGGAACCACAGCCACCAGCAGGGUCAUCAUCACGGCCACGGCGGACCUCAGGGUGGUCCCAAUCCCCAACAUCACGGUGGUCCUGGCGGUCAUGGACAACACCACGGUGGGCAUGGUGGAGCAGGUAGUCAUCAGGGAGGACAUGGACGGUAGACAUUCGGGUGCGGGGUGA
This is a messenger RNA of Penicillium griseofulvum, 249 nucleotides long. RefSeq lists its product as uncharacterized. The transcript has 2 exons. The coding region runs from base 1 to 249 and encodes 82 amino acids. NCBI's taxonomy places the organism in Eukaryota, Fungi, Ascomycota, Eurotiomycetes, Eurotiales, Aspergillaceae. The record is from RefSeq and is a predicted model, not a curated record.